This is a messenger RNA of Paramecium tetraurelia, 177 nucleotides long. RefSeq lists its product as uncharacterized. The transcript has a single exon. The record is from RefSeq and is a predicted model, not a curated record. Lineage: Eukaryota; Ciliophora; Oligohymenophorea; Peniculida; Parameciidae.
AUGUACACCAAAGUCUCUUUAUCUAAAGGAAUUUAGAGAUUGACUUCCAAUUCUUUUUCAAUUCCUUUAAUAAAAUAAUAAAGUAUUUCUUCCUCAUUGUCAUAAAUCUAAAAGAAAAUCAAUCGAAUUACAUACUUUUGCACUCAUCCAUUGAUUAAGUUUGUAUUAUCUCUUUGA